Messenger RNA from Dunckerocampus dactyliophorus (ringed pipefish), 1735 nucleotides. RefSeq names its product heme-binding protein 1-like. Bases 284 to 859 code for a protein of 191 amino acids. The record is from RefSeq and is a predicted model, not a curated record. NCBI's taxonomy places the organism in Eukaryota, Metazoa, Chordata, Actinopteri, Syngnathiformes, Syngnathidae. The transcript has 4 exons.
ACCACACUGUGUUUUUCAAGGGCGAAGGAGGAAGAGGAAGGCGGAGACAUUGCAUCCAUCAUCUCUCUCUCUCUCUCUCCCACAGGAGGAGGAGAGUAGAGAGCAUCUCCAAGUUCUGGCUGUACAAUACGUUGAUGAGGAGCAGCCGGGACACACACUGGCUGGUGAGAGCUGAAGAUCCAAGUGAAUACUAAAAAUACGUUACUUUAUCGGGCUUAUCAUUCCAAAAGCGACGAAGGCGACAACAAAAAUAAGGAAAAGCAAGCGAAGAGAGAGGAGCGACAUGUUUGGCAUGAUCAAGAAUUCGCUCUUCGGAAACACCGAGGAGACGGAAUAUAAGUUGCUCAGCACAGAGACCAAGGAUGGAGUAGGCUUUGAGGUACGGCGCUAUGACACCGCCAAAUACGCCGUCGUCUCCUCUGAGGGACGCACGUUUGACCAGGUGACAGGGGAGCUGGUGAGGAAGCUGCUCAUGUACAUUGGGGGAAGCAAUGAACAAGGUGAAGCGAUGGGCACGGCGGCACCCACCAUCAUCACCGUGUACCCUCGGAAUGACGGUGUUCUAUCCCGCCGCUUGGUGGUCGCCAUCCGUAUCCCCUCAGUCUACCAGCAAAGCCCCCCGACCCCCACAGACAGUGCCAUCAAGAUUGAGGACCGGCCAGGGAUGACCGUCUAUACACUGCAGUUUGGAGGCUUUGCGGGCGAGAGCGAGUACCGAGCAGAGGCCUUGCGUUUGACGCGCACCCUCGGUGAGACGGCCCCCUUCCAGCGCAAGCAGUACUUCUGCUGCAGCUACGACUCGCCAAUUAAGCCUUAUGGACGCCGCAACGAGGUGUGGUUUAUACAGGAAGAGCCGUAGCAGCCAUUUGCUCAUUCCGGCUCCUCAUUCACCGACACUCCCGCAGCUUUAUUUGAUUGGAGAGAAGGCGCCGUGCUGCGACUUAAUCCUUUUCUUUGUAAUUGAACAGAAUUCCUCACAUUGCUGAAGCACAAGACAAGUGUAGUAUUAAGUAUGUUUGUGAGUCUAAUAGAAAUAUAUGGUUCACUGUGGAUUCUAUCGGUAUGCUUAGGCCAAGAGACCAGCAAUGUGUGGAAAAUAUCAUGCGGUGUGGAAUAGAAAAUACACUAACUCCACUUAAAGAGCAAAGAAUCAUCCAUUAAUCCCCAUGUAGAUUAAUUAGAAGUGAAUCCUUCCAGCUAAAAGACAGACGGUUAAACAGACUGCAGGGUUUUGCAUCCAUUUCAGCUUUCAGCGUCACAGAAACGUAGUCCAAAUGACACUUAAAGCAAUAAAAGUAGCAGAGCUCCUCUUUCUCAAAUAGGAACUGGAAAUAAAAGCCAUAAAGUAGAACUGAAUGGCUGCGACAGGAAGUUUGCUUGCGAGCUAUUUGUGUUGUGAUUAUGAAAAAUGUCACUUUGUGAUUCUACGUUAACCUGUAACCGUUUCAUGUGGUGAAGUACGUUUUUGUGCAUAUCCAUUUUUAUUUCUCUGGAUUCCUGGAUGCGUUUUAUGUGAUGUAUCUGUACAGUGUGACUGUGUGGUAAGACCGAGUCUUUCACAAAAUAAAAUAAUAAAUGUUGAUCAUUUUGUCAAAUAGGACAGCAACAUUAAAUGUGUUCAUUUCUUUGUACAAAAUGUGUGAUGGAAUGAUGUCUUUUUACCUUCAGUGUUUCCCAUACAGUCAUAAAAACUCGAAAUUUGCCGCUACGUGCUCACCCUCGUACAUAAACACAU